CCGGGGCCGGCGCGGCUCCUGGGGGGCUGCGCUCGGGCAGGGCCGGGCAGUCGGAGCCCAGCUCUGACUCUCCGGGGGCGGCCGGGGCUGCGGGAUGGGAGCGCGGCCCGGCGGGGCCCCCGGGCGGCGUUGACCUGCGCAGUCCCGGCGGGGAGGCGGCGGCGGCCGCUGGUCCCGGGGAGGCGGCGGCUGUUCCCCGCUGGGUCGCGGGGCCCGGGACCCGGAAGCAGAAGCGGGGCCGGGGGCGGCUGGAUGGGAAGCGGCGGGGAUGGGGGAGCAGCAGAGCUCGCUGAGCGCCCUGCGGGCGGCCGCCGCCGCCGCCGCCGCCGCACCGUUCCCGGCCGGCGGGGCCCGGGAGCCGGGGCAGGAGGCGGCCGGACCGCGGGAGCCGGAGCCCGGCAGCAGGCGGCGGGGCGGGGAGCAGGAGCCGCUUCCCGCCGGGGCCCCGGGGAGUCCGGAGCGCAGCGGGGAGCCGCCGCCCCCUGAGCCCCCCGCGGAGGAGCCGGGGGCCGGCGGGGAGCCCCCCGAGGAGGGGCCGGGGCGGGACUGGGGCAGCAGCCGCCGCCGCAUCCCCCCGCGGCGGCACGUGUACUGCACCGUGUACUGCGUGGAGAACGACCGGGCCGGGGCCGGGGCCGGGGCCGGGCCGGGACCCCCGCCCGCCGCAGCCCCCGGGGCCCUGCCCGCCCGCCGCGGCCCCCUCGGAGACCCCUUGACCUCGGGGGGCAGCAUCGAGGUGGACUUUUACCUGCUGCCCGAGCCCUUCUCCGGGCUGAUAGCGGGGGACUUCGGGCCCCUGCUGGUGCUGAGCUGCCGGGUGUGCCUGGAGGAGAAGCCCAUCAAGCCCCUGCCCUGCUGCAAGAAGGCGGUGUGCGAGGAGUGCCUGAAGCGCUACCUGAGCGCCCAGGUGCAGCUGGGACAGGCAGAUAUAAAAUGUCCAAUCACAGAGUGCAAUGAAAACUUGGAUGAACCAACUGUCCUCUACAACCUGCCACAUGAUGACAUCAUCAAGUAUAAAUACUUCCUGGAACUCAGCCGUAUUGACUCCAGCACCAAGCCAUGCCCUCAAUGCAAACACUUUACCACUUUCAGGAGGAGAGGUCACAUUCCAACCCCUACGAAAUUGGAGAACAAAUACAAAAUCCAGUGUCCAACUUGCCAACUUGUCUGGUGUUUUAAGUGCCACUCUCCCUGGCAUGAAGGUGUUAACUGUAAAGAAUACAAAAAGGGAGACAAGCUGUUGCGUCACUGGGCCAGUGAUGAACAUGGGCAAAGGAAUGCCCAGAAAUGUCCAAAAUGUAAGAUCCACAUCCAGAGAACAGAAGGGUGUGACCACAUGACCUGUUCACAAUGCAACACUAAUUUCUGUUACCGCUGUGGGGAGAGAUACCGCCAGCUCCGUUUCUUUGGAGAUCACACGUCAAACCUCAGUAUAUUUGGAUGCAAAUAUCGCUACCUCCCUGAGAGACCGCAUUUAAGGAGAUUAGUGCGAGGCUCUGUCUGUGCUGGAAAAUUAUUCAUUGCACCCUUAAUACUGGUAUUGGGACUGGCACUGGGAGCUAUAGCUGUUGUAAUUGGUUUAUUUGUGUUUCCUAUCUAUUGCCUUUGUAAAAAGCAGAGGAAAAGGUCACGGACAGGUAUGCCCUGGUAAGAAUGGACCUUACUCACCUGAACUGAGCUGGUCAUGUAAGGGCUACGCAAAAAUUGUGCGAGAGAGCAAUAUAGUACCGGUUAACAGCUUUGAAGCCACAGUCCUGGAAAAAGAAUGGGAACUUUCUGCAAUAUUCCCUCCAGACAGUAUACUACUGCUGACCAGAAUGCCUCCUACUCUGGUGCACUCCAAACAAGAUGGGCCCCCUAACUGCUGCUUUUUAACUUUGUUUUUUACUUUAUUUUUAAAGGUUUAGGUCUAAGUUUCUUUCGUAGACAAUCAAAGUCUGUAUUAUAGCCACAACUCCAUUGAUUGUCCUGUGAAGAAAGCAUUUAAUUGGUAACAUGUUUUCCAUUUAGCUUCUGUAUAGGCCUUUCAGAGGAAAUGCCUAGAGGUGUUUGGACUUUUAGUGUACACUGAAUAGCCUAGCCUGGUUUUAGAGUCUAAUUCUGUAAGUAUUUUUCAUCACACAGUGUUCUGUCUAACAUACCAAUAUGUAAAAUCAGAUGCUGGAAGACGAUGGCUGGUUAUAUUGUCUGCCGAUUUUACCAGCGGAUUAGGGAGUUUAAUCACCUAUGUGGCAGGGGGUCGCCACAGCCAAAAUAUCGGUGCCUCAGAGGGAAGUAAGGAGUAAAAUUAUUGGAACCAAGUCAAUGAUAUUUGUUGUAGUAUUUAAAUUACGUUAGGAAUAUAAGCAAUGAUUUUGGGGAAACUAAUUCUGUAGGACAGUACAGCAUUUUAGCCCCUCCCAGCAAAAAAGAAAUGUCUGUCUUAGCUAAUGAAACAAAUAUUACUGGCCCUUCUGUCUUCAGGCACUCACUGAGAGUGAGAUGGGAAAUGGGUGGGAAAGUCUGUUUUCAUGGUGGAGCUAGAACUAGUAUCUUCAGUUGUAUGUUGGCACAUACACUACAAACAAGCUACAAUAUGAAAAUUCAAUCUAUGAAAUAUUAUUUACCCAAACAGCACGUUUAAGUUAUUAAAUAGACUGCUCACUUCCUAAAAGACCCAAUGUCUCAUGGGUGGGGCAGGCAGAGCGUGGAGGCAAGCAAUUAGAAACAAUCCUACUAGUAUUCCAUAAUUUGUUUUCUCUUCCUUGGUUUUGAUAGUGUACUGUGACAACAGUACCUUUGUUUGAAGAGCUCGACUAGUCCUGCUGUUUAUUCCUAACUUAAAAUCAUAUUAUUCUGACUGACUUCUUUUUCAUAGUCCAUUGCAAUCAGAACAAUUUAAUUAAAGGUUAGGAAUAAAUUACUAGAAAUAAAAAACAAAAAAAAUCCCACUAUCUUGCUAUCAUGCAAAUAUCACUAAAGGUUUUUUUAAAAAAUGUGAGGAAGAAGAAGAAAUGAAAAUGUUUGUAACUAGAAUAUCAAAACAUUAAAGGAGGAGGAGGAAAUAAAAAUAUCAGUUUUUUCCAUAAAGUGUCAGUUGACCUUUAAGAAACAAAAGGAAUAAAAUUGCUUAAAAUGGCCAUAUUAACUGACCACAUCUAACCAGUUUUUUGUAUAUGCUGUGGUUUUAUUUAGUCUCCUUCAAAGCUUGUAGGUAUUGUAAAUUGCAUCCAAUUACAGCAUACAAUUUUGCGAGUAUAUAUUUUUCACUGAUAUCCUUAAAAAAAAAAAUCAACUGAAACCUGAAUAUAGCAGUAGCAAUUUAGUGAUCCAUGUUUACCCCAACAGUAGAGUGUACUUCAACUUCAAAGCCUCAGUGGAAGACAUUGUAGUAGAUUUUGUUUACUUGGCAACCCAAAUGUCAGCUUACCAUAGUUGGCUAGUGUUUGCUUAUUUACAGGCUUUAGCCAGCUUGCUUUUUUUUUUCUUACCAAAACACUGUGUACAAGUAUAUAAUAGUAGCCACGAUAGUUCCAACAGCACCUCUCAGUUCAUCUUCCAUUUCAGUUUAAAGGUAUGCUGACCCUGCAAUGAUUGUGGAAAUAGGACCUUUUCUAAGAGUUUUAUAUUAAAAACUGAGGCAAUUACCUAAUUUCAAAGUAUAGUAUUUCUAAUUAAAAUACAUAUAUUAUGUAACUUUAAAACCGUAUCUGCCAUGACACAUCUGUCCCUUAUUUUGGUUGUACCUGAAAGUUGUCAGCUGCCUUGAAACUAGUCUGUUUUAAGAGAGUCUGUUUUCUGAGGUCAUACAUAUCAGUUGUCUUUGGAUUACUCAGGGAUUUUUAUUCCUUUCUUUUAAAAGUCAAAUAACUUUCUGGGGAUACUUUUGUAUUAUUUAGAAAAGUUCCAGACCUUAGAGAUGUAUAGAGAAUUUUGGUGUUUGCAGUGCAGUCUAUAAAACAGUGUCAAAUCAACUAUUUCAUUUAAGAAUAUCUUAGUACUUGAGAUUUUCUGUAACUGGUUACACAGUGGAAUGAUUCAGUUAUUAUUCCUGGUCCUUUAUAAAUGUUUGAAAUAUUCUUACAAUGUGUAACCUAUUUUUGUAGCUUUUUCAGUAUGGGAGGUUUGAGUUAAUAACUUCAGAUUUUCUUAUGGGAAUGCAAGUAAGAUCUUAAGAUAAGAGAAUGGAAUGAAUAGCAUGCAUUUCCACAUUAGUGCCAUCAGUGUGGGUAGGGUAAUAGAUCUAGUCACUUAUUAUAAUCAAAAAAAUAUUUGUGAACACAAAAAGCAUGCCAUUAAGGUUAAAAAAAUACAAAGUAACAUCUCUCAAUUCCUACAGUACUGUGUCAUCUAGGGCAUUAAUUUAAUCAAGAUAGACAAAAUCAAAUGGAAAUGAUUUUUCCAUUUUGUUUGUACAUAAAACAAAAUUAGCCAAGUUUAACCUAAUGAAUUUAUAAAGAUGAGAGAGUAUGCUUAUCUUUUGUAUGCUCUCUCUCCAAAAGAAUGAUAAGAACAAUUGAUAGUGCUUUCUUCUAUGAGAGGAGAGAGAUUCAGUCCUGGAUUGCUUGCCUACUUUGUAGUUCACUUCUUCACUCUUCUUAAACAAAAAAUAUCUUAAAAAUUUGAACACUAUAUUAAAAAAAAGACUGUUAUAUAUUCUAGUUUAAAUAUGUCAUCACAUAAAUUGACAACUAUUCAAAUGUGAAUACUUUUAAGUUUAACUAUUUUGUUGAUAAAAUUUUGACUUCUAAACAGUCUUUUUAUUUUCUGGAAAAUAAACUUAAUAUUUGAUUUGAAAGUAAAAGUCAAUAUUUUCUAAAUUAUUUCUGAUACACAUAAAUUAUACCAAAAUUUCUGGAAUAGAAUUUAUUUAGCUACUAUGAUUGGGAAAUUGAUAAAUGGUUUUUCAUUCAUCCUCUUACAAAGUAUUUUUAUUUGUAAAUUAUAUAGAAUAAAACCUACAUGACAGAAGUCUUUACUAGACAACAGUUCUGCUCCAUGUUGAUCAGUAAACCACUUCCUUUAAAACACUAAGUUGUUUCCCAUUUGAAUGAUUCUUAAGACAGAUUUCAUGUUACUGUAUGCUGGACCCACGGAUGCAGUAGGCACUUGGAAGUAGCCACAGUAGACAGUAAAAGGUUGUUUUUCAUUUGAGGAGCUCUUUCACACCAAAAGACAUAUUCAGAAUGAGAUUCCACAAGGUAAUUGGAGAGGGGCAGGCCAGUUGAGGACAUGAUCGCUGCCCACUGUAGAGAUUCCUGUGCAAAGAUAAUACAGCCUUAGCCUGAAUUGCCUUUCUACAGCCACCUCUCUGCAAUUGGAAACCUCCCUUAAAAGUAGAUCCCAGCAUCUGCUGCCGGCUAUAUAAGCCCUAUCAUAGUGGCUCCAACUGUGGUCCCAGUAAAACCAAGUUGGCCAGAGGUCCAGGACUUCAGUGUGGAGGGCUCUGGCCUCCUGAUCUUCUUGAAUCUCUGAUUUUCGAUGCCAGCUUUGUUCUUCUUACAUGAGGAGGAACAACCUACAUCCACAAGACAUGUCAAAGACUUCCUCAUUCUUUGUCUCCUCGCAGAUUGUUCUAUCAGAGGAGGAAAUCUGGCCCUGUGUACUUAAAUUGUAACUUUAAGAUACUUAUUUUCAAGGUAGUAGCCCUCCUGGGUGAAAUAAAAUUUGAGGGCAAAAAUUCAGGAGUUGUUAGCCCAGUAUAUAGUUAUUACAGAGUUAUCAGGGCCCCAUGAAAUUAUGAAUAUUGUACUGAAAAGUAUCCUCUUAAUCUUGCAUUCUGACUGACUACUCUGAUUAUCUCUGCUCUGAAUGGCUAGUGCCCUAGAACUUCCCACCCAUAUGUUCACAACAAACACUGCCACCUGCCAAUCUAACUCUAGUUUUUCCAAUAUUUCUCUCUCCCAUGCUGCUGUUUGCCCCUUGAGGAAGGCUUAGUCCCUUCUCUUCCUUCACUUAGUAUAAUUAAAUUGUGUUUAGUGCAACUAGGUGAGCUUACAGGGUGGGAAGGGGACCAGAAGCUGAGACAACCAUAUUUGUGACAGGCAUGUUAUGGAGUUCUAGGUGCAGUGGCCUUUCAUAGUGGAGGUAUUUGUGUAACUGUAAGGUGAUUAUGCAGGGAAUUGCAUAUUGUAUUAUUGGAAAAUAACUAGUUAUUGUGCAAAUCCUGUUACCUUAGCCAAUAAGAGUGCAAUGAAUUACGCAACUGAAAAGUGGGACUGAGUCAAUAACUGUACCACAAUCCUGUCCUCCAGUUGAUUAUAACAUUUCCUUUUCAGUAUCACAAAGUAUAUUUACAACAUUUCCAAUUUUUAUCACUUAUUUAUAGCACAGUAUAGUCAUAUCUUUAAAAUAAUUAAAAAUGCACUUUCAGUUCACCUCUGUGAUCUCCCUUUAGGAUAGCAAGGGCUGAGGAUCUGUCCACAGUUCAUUUUUUGAGAUACUAUAUAAAUAGUCGUUUAUUGCACAGCUCUUGAUGACAUGGUGGUUUUUUUUAUUGCAUCUGUUCACCUUGCUUUUGGAAAAAAUGAUGUUUUAAUUUUUCUAUAAUAUUAAUGAGAGGUGAAUAUUGCCAAUAAUACUUGAAAGUAUGUGCAUUGCCACUAUGAAUUUUGUUUAGCCCAGUGAGCUGUCUGUUUUUCCAAAGAGUCAUAGCAGUUAAUGUGACAUUAAAAAAAAAAAAAGUGCAGGACAGUAAAACUGUCUCUUGUAGUGGACUGAUAAUUCUUUGCUUACAUCUGAUGAAAUGAUUCUUAGAGAAUUUAAUGGUUUCUCUUGUCAAGUGUAUCUAAUUGGUUCAAAUUCAGUGGCCAAAUGGAUUACUUUUACAGACUUCGAACUUUUAAAUCUUGUGGCAUUUGUUUCUGGAGUGGAGCUUAUACCGUUUAUAAUUCUUGGCCAUGGUUAUGGCUGUAUAAUUUUAAGUUGUGGGUGUGAGCCAUGGGCCAUUAUAACUUAAAUCUAUAUUAGAUCACUUUGAAUUUUGCUGAUGGGAAGCAUCCUAAAGGAGCACUUUGUUGGAAGAGAAUUUCAUGAUUUCUUCAUCAGUAGCCUUUUAGUUGCAGUGGGCCAAAUAUGCUGCUGGUGUUUGCUGCAGGCACAACUCCAUUGGAAUCACUGAAGAUGCAUAUAUUUGUAUGCCAGUAGUAAAUUUGGCCCACAAUGUUUUGACCAAGUUACAUGAAGUUAUGUUUAAGGACUGUAGCACAGCAACUGUAAAAUCAGAUGAUUUUACAUCUUCUGUAAGAGCAGAAUUUUUCAGAAAGGUGCUCUCCUCUCCAUCCUUGUAAGGCAUCCUAUCUUUUUUCUAUCAAAACCUCCUAGUAGUUUCUUCAUAGUAACACUAGCACCGGAUUUUCUUUGGUUGUUUUUUUUUGUGGGGAAGCGAGGCUAGACUUUUUUCUGGUAGAAGAACAGUUGAUUUGGUCUCAAAUUGCUUUCUCUGGAAGGUUCCAUGCUAAAGGAAUGUUGACUUGUAAUAAUACGUAGCCAUUUUUCCUCUUUGGGAUACUGGUAAACCACUUUGUAUAUGGUGUUUAUUUAGGCAUUUUUUAAAGUCUGCCCUAUUCAGCAGACCCAUAUCAGUAAGUUUUAGGAACUGCAACCUGCAGAUAUCCAGAGUUUUUAAGAGGGACUUUCACACUGGGACAAACUUGAAAAAGAGUACUCAUAUACAAUUUGCAGUAGAGUUGCUAAUUUUUUUUUAUUUUUUUUUUUUUUGUAUUUUGCCUAUUGUUAGUAGAGAUAUUUACAUCAAGGAAACUCUUUCAGAACCCAGCUUCAUCAUUUGUUAUAUUUUGUAGUGAAGUAGUCCUGUGAUUCAGAAAUCAGCCUGACAUGGAAAACAGUGAUGUCAUGAUUCAACAUUUUGACUUCACUUACAUAGGAGUAAUUGGCUUGUUAGGAGGCAAGAAAAAGUAAAAUAUAUAAAAAGAAUGAAUGUAAGUUUAAAGUGUGACUGUAUUUGUAAUUUUUCAUACCAUUGAGUUGAUCUAAGCAAAAUUGUCCCCAUAACACAUUGUGACUCCUUAAAAACAGGACCUACUACAAAAUUACUUCCUGUUCACAGGACUGUAAUUUUCCUGAUCCAGCUUCUUCCAUGUCAUUCCAAGUGAUAGUAAAGGCUUUAGAGCUAUCUAUAUUCUCAUCUUAUAAAAAACAUUAGCAGGGAAACAUUAGCAGUGAAAGGCAAAAUCAUUAAUGCUCUUUUUAAUAUGGCAGUAAAAUACUUGCCAAUACCUAUGGUAGAAUAGGAACUUGAUUAUAGAAUGUAUGAUGUAUAUGAGAGUGUGUAAGUAAGGUACAGUUGCUUGUUUCUUAGAAAAGUAAAACUGGAUGUCUAAAUAUGUCUCAUCUUUCCCUUUAAAAAUUAUUGCAAGUCUUAUUAUAUAAAAUUAAAAGACCCUGUUCUCAAUGGUUAUUAGGAAAAAAUACUGUGUACAGCGCAGCAGAAAACCUUUCAUUUUCUGUUCGGCUCAGGUGAAAAACUGAACAGUAAAUCUGAAAUUGUUGUAUGGAUCAAAGUCAAAAUGGCAGAGAUUUAUUUGAAAAUUAUUAGAGAAAUACCCAGUUUUACACUAAAAAAACAAAAACAAAAAGUUUGUGCAAGACCCUUUUAAACAUCAGUGCAUGCCAGCCCCUUGCAUUUCCAGCUAUGUUUCAGAAGACCUGGCAUAGGCAAUUAGGAAAUUCUUGGAAAACAGUGAAACAAAAAUGAUAUUUUGUUAGCAGUUUUUAUUUAUUUAUUGUCACUAACUCAGCAUAAAGUUAUUAAUGUGAUCCCAUGAUUGUCUCAUUUUACAAAGGAAAAAAGGUGAAAUGAAAAAACAUACAGUCAAAACAAGCUGUUAAAAUAUGAACACUGCUGCUUGUAAAUUGCUGAUACAGUCAAGAAAUGCGCUCAUAUCUGAUCCAAGCUCCAAGGGAAGCCAAACAGGUUCAAUCUUGAGCCAUGUCUCUUUUUUUUUUUUUCAUGGAAAUUGCAGUUAAGAAUUUUUCAUGUCAAUCUACAUUCUCCUGCUUCAUAUCCAGAAAUUACAAGUACAAGGAGGUAAAUUUACAUUUCUCUGUUUGUGCCAUCUCAUAAUAAAAUGUUUACCUUAUUGCCAGUUGUUACACAUAUUGUUUAAUUAUAUUCUCAACUCUCAAACUGAUAGUUAAAGUGGCUAAAGAAGGAAAUAAUUGCAUUUAAAAUUGACCACUUGAGAUAAUAUUGGUACAGUAUUACUAUUCGUUAAUGCUGUUUAGCAUAUAUAAAUAGUAUCACAUUUGGUAUUAUAGUAUGAUAAGAAUGUUAUCAUUACAUAAUAUUGUUCAGUUUAAUAGCAAUGGCUCCUAAAAAGAAAAUGAUCUUAGGCUAGUAUAAAUGGAUGUAACUCAAUAGACUUCAGUGAAGCUAGGCAGAUCUAUAAAAGCUGAGGAUCUGACCUAUUAUAUUUUUUAUGGGAAAUUUAAAAACAAACUCCCAAUGUCUCCUUUGGGAUUUUAAAUUAAAUUUCUAAAAAAAUUCCAAAAUUUGACAGCCUAAAAUCUUUUUUGUCCAAUCUUGAACUGUUCAGGGCCAAAUUUCUUAUCUUCAAUGGCAAUUAAAUCAUUGAAAUAAAAUAGGUUAUUUUUUGUAUGUGAUAUACAUAAGUACAAUAUAUGGUGAGAAAAUAAAAAUAUUACUUCUGCUCCUAGCAUUGUUCAGAACAUAGGUGGUGAUCCUACUUAUAGCAAAAUCAGUGACAAAUCUUUCUCCCCUUAUAUGAAGUAGAUAGGAAUGCUGGGGCAAGAGGGAAUUCGGAUUCAUUAAGUAAGCAGUUUCUCCAAAUUUAUUUUAAAAUGAAAAGUUGCACACAUGAAUAAGACUCUAAUACAUCUCUUAGGUAGUCAACAAAGAGAGAGAAACAUAAAGGCCAUUAAAAAUUGGAAAAGGGGGUAUAAUAUUAACACUUGCUUUUCAGCUUUGAUUUAGAGUAUUGUGUCUUGACAGCAUGCUUUUAUUAACUUAUGUUAGUGCCUUAUUACUUGAAUCAGUUGAGUUUUCCUUUAUAAAAGAGCCAUAUAGGAAAUAUUGACAAGUUGAUUGCUAUAUAUAGACAUCUUUAGACCCAAAGUCUUUUUUUCUGAAACAGGGAUAUUUCAACAUAAUACAUUUUAGGAACAAGAAAGGUAAUCUAACCUUUCUGUUUUUUAAAGUACUAUUCACUCCCCCUCCUUUUCCAGAAAUGCAUCUAAAUAUGUGUUGUCAGUGUUCAUUUUGUCUUCUAAUAAAAGUAACUGUGGGUUUUGACAUCACCUUUCAGGCCAAAUUUUAGAUGAGAGAGAAUGGUGGAGCCAGCUUUUCCAACCGGGGGGGGGGGGGGGGGCAUUUGUGGAGACUUCCUGUCUAAUGGAUGUACUCCUCCUCUGCCACCGCAUCCUUUUUGCCCUGCUGAGGGAGUACCUACCUCCUGCAGCAGCACCCUCCAUCCCGACACCACAACCCUAAUCCUGGCGCAGUGCAGGAAGGAGACCUUAGGGAUGGGGGCGGGGGGAGGGCUGGAAAGCAAGCCUGCCCCGCGCUCACGUGGUAGUGGUGGCUCCUGACCCACAGGGCUGGGCCUAGCUCCCUACUCUGGAUAUUGCAACCUAGCACACACAUCAUAAGAGCAUCAUUUAGAUUUGGCCUGGUCACCGUUUCAUCAUGAAUUUGAGUGAGUGGAAAUGUGAUGUGGCUCAUGGGGUUGCCAUACCACUUGAACCUGUGUGCCAUGUUGCAACUCCUGAAAUGUGCAACCAGGCCCAGCCACAUGGGACAGGAGCAGAUGCUGCUGGGUGAGUUUGGGGCAGGCUUGUAAUGUCUGUGGCAUCCAAGGAUGAUUGAAGAGACAUCCUAGCUAAUAUUUGACCCUCCAUGAUGAUGGCCUGAAACUAUUCCCUCUGAAAAUGUUGUCAUACACCUCCUUUUGUCAGUUACAUAAUAUUCUUGAAAAGCCACCACACAUACAACUAAAGGCCACUGGGGGAGGGGCAAUUGCCCCCUACCUAUUAGUUCUGCUACUGAUGAUACAUUAAAAGUUAUAAUCCUGGAUUAAAGAGAUUUAUUCCUGUGUGAAGAGACUUGAGUUAAUUUGAAACGGAUACAUGCCAUACUGAGUCUCAGUCUCAAAAAGGAGGAUGUGAUUGCAACUUCUUUCCUGCCUUCUGUCAAACUAUUGGGUGAAGUCCCAGCCCCCACUGACUUCAUUGAGGGCCAGGAUUUACUCAUUAUAUUCUAGAUCGUUACAUAGGUACCAUAAAAAGUUACUGAUCCCUUUUUUUGUCUCUUUCCUCAAAUCUGGUGUCAGAAUAAGGAAUACAUUCUGUUUCUGAAUUUUUGUAGAUUCUUCUGAAUUGUUGAAAAUUAAAAAAAAUAAAGACCAAUAAAAUGUCAAUUGUCAAAAGAAAAUUACUGUAGGCAAACUGAUUUUUAGAUGAAAACUAAUGCUUGUUUUAGAAAAUUAUUUCUUCAUGAAACUAUGGUCAUAAAUAUGCUUCCUUUAUAAACUGUUUUCUACACUCUGUCUAGUUUGACCAAAAAUAAGGUUGUGUGGCUUUUGUUUUGUAGAGCCUUUCCUGUUACUGAAAUUUCUGAAUUCUAGAAGAUGUUUCAUCCAGUGCAGUUAGCUUAAAUUACAGUAAGGAAAAUCUUUGAAGAAAUUAUUAUUCCCACCUUUGAAGUUCAACUUUUUAUAAAGAAACAUACAAGUACUUCACUAGGAUUCAGUCAGAUAUGUCUUAAUUUCAACAUACUACAAUUCUGAAGUUACUAAGAACAGGGAAUUUGCCUGAGAGUCUCACUUCAGUGAGACUUAUUGAAUUGCCAUAACCCUUGUUGAUACCCUCUCAUAUCAAUAGCUUUAUUCCUGUAGUAUCUUAAAUUUAUCAGAAUUAAGUACUCUACAGUCUAUUGAAUGAGAUGUAUCGUACCAUGUAUCGUAAGUCUUCAGCUAUCAUAAGAGAAAUAUGCAGUAUGUGUGUAACAAAUUGUUCCCUCCUAAGCAUAUUCCUCUCUCCUUCCAUGCAACUAAAAUACUGAAAGAUAAAGGAUAAUUCUUAUCUUGUGUUUCUAUUUGAAAAUUACAUUGUACAGCAAAAUUAUUUAAAGCAACAUUUUAGCAAGAGUGAUUGUGUCUAUACUAAAUUUGUGAAUAUUAAUCUAAACAUCUCUAUGCUACAGUAAUUUGACAAAAAACAAAACAAAACCCUCAAUACAUGAUUUUAGGCAGUAUUUUUUUUUUUUUACUAAUCUACCUUCCAGACUGAUAUUUUAGAAUUAUAUCAAUGGCUAUUACUGAAUAUGCUCCCUCCACAAUUGCUUCAGUUUGUGUCAAUGUUUUGUAAUUAAUAAUUUUUGCUAUCUUUUUGAGUGCCUUUUGUUUUAGGUGGCCUAUAGACAAUGUUUAUCCUCUAUCAUCCUCUGUACAAUCUGCCAUAGGAGUGGCUGACUAAACUUGUACUAAUGAAUGUAUAAUAAUUAAAAUGAAUCCUGUUCUUCAAAAACAUUUAGACACAGGUUGUAUAUGCACAUGUACAAAAACAUGGAAAGAAGGAAAAGCAUCAUCCUGCUGGACGGGACCUUUUGAAAUUUAAGUGAAAUUUUUAACUGUUUAUUUUCAAAAUGGUACCUCACUAAUAUUCAUUUAUAGGAAUGUUCCACUUUGCUAAAUCCAAUCACACUUACUGUAGGCAUUUUCAGUAAAGAGUGUCCAGUGAAUCUGGUGUAUAUCCUGUGAGUGAAGUUCAUAAGUCAGAAGCUUAUGGUGCUUCAGUGCUUUUGAAUGCAUCCCUUUGACUUUCAUCAAUAUUCUAAUGUCCCUUAUUUAUGAGGAAUUAAAAGGAAAUUUUUUCAAGAUGAAACUGGAGGAUGUUAUAAAAAGAAUCUGAAUGCACUUUACCUGUUCUAAUCUUGGGAAACAGUGUUCUGAAUAUGUUAAGAUAUGGAUUGUAUGAAGGUAUACACAGUGAAGUUUUUCUUUACUUGCAUGCUGAGGGUCAUACAGUGUCAUCUAGUAAUGUCUACCUAAUAAAGUUUUGGAGAGGAAAAAGCUA
Molecule: messenger RNA, 13032 nt
Organism: Dermochelys coriacea (leatherback sea turtle)
Lineage: Eukaryota; Metazoa; Chordata; Testudines; Dermochelyidae
Gene: RNF217
Product: ring finger protein 217
Biological process (GO): protein polyubiquitination; ubiquitin-dependent protein catabolic process; positive regulation of proteasomal ubiquitin-dependent protein catabolic process
Cellular component (GO): cytoplasm; ubiquitin ligase complex
Molecular function (GO): ubiquitin protein ligase activity; zinc ion binding; ubiquitin conjugating enzyme binding
Source: RefSeq, a predicted model, not a curated record